ACCCCUUAAACCCUCGUCAAAACCGCUGCUCACUGAAUAUUUCCAUUUUUACCCUUUCCUCGCCCCUACCCCCGCCACCGCCGCCGCCGUCGCCGCAGCCAUGGCGUCGCGGCGCUGUCUCCUCCGCUUCCUCUCGAUCCGCCUCGUUCCUCAGAGAUCUCAACCUCUUGCGCCGAUCUCGACUGCGACCCGGACCCUAACCUCUUUGUCCGAGGCCCUCGGCUCCCCAGCUCCCCGGGCCCUCGCCUCCCCCCGGCUGUACUACCCCUCGCGCUGCCACUUCGCGACCCGCUCCUCCGGCGACGAGGACGACGGAGAAGACGAAGAAGAGCACUACGACGAUGAGGGGAGCGAUGGGGAAUGGGGGGACGAUGAGGAGGUGGUGGCGGCGAAGAAACCGAGCGGGAAGACCGAAGAGGAGAAGGUAGCGGAGGCGGCGGAGAUCGGCUACAAGGUGUUGGGACCGCUCGGGGCUGACGAUAAACCCUUCAAGCCCUACGAGCCCGUCUUCGCCGUCGUACAGAUCGGCUCGCACCAAUUCAAGGUGAGCAAUGGCGACUCCAUCUUCACGGAGAGGUUGAAGUUCUGUGAUGUGAAUGACAAGUUGGUCUUAAACCGAGUUCUCAUGCUUGGUUCACAAGCUCAAACAGUUAUUGGGAGGCCAAUACUACCUGAUGCUGCUGUUCAUGCUGUUGUAGAAGAACAUGCCUUAGAUGCAAAAGUGAUCAUAUUCAAGAAGAAACGGAGAAAAAAUUACCGCCGGACGAAGGGUCAUCGACAGGAAUUGACAAAACUGAGAAUAACCAACAUUGAAGGAAUAGAUAAGCCAGAGGCUGCUGCUGUUGCUACCUAAACCCAGGGCAAAGAGAGAAAGUAACAGUGCCUUUUGUUUAUGGCAGCAAGGCCUGCCUAGGCAAUCAUUCUGGCGGGUUGUGUUAGUCAAUACCAGUGAAAUGUCGCUUCUUUUCUUGUUUUAAUUUGAAGGGUAGAACCGUAGAAGCUGUCAGCAUUUACGAUAUCUGACAUGAUGCCAAUGUACCGAGCAGUUUGGGUGGUGUGGAUCAGCUAUUGUAGUUUACAGUGGCACCCAUUUUUUUCAUUUUUGGUUAGCUUUUCUGUUCACAUCCUUUACAUGUGUUCUCAACUCCUGAUAUAUCAGUUACAUGUUGACGGCUAGAGUGUAAUAAUGAAACCGCGGUGCGUCGUUUCGAUGUCUGAAAACUGUAAGACCUGGUUUAUGCAAACUUUACACUUGCCU
Molecule: messenger RNA, 1258 nt
Organism: Zea mays
Lineage: Eukaryota; Viridiplantae; Streptophyta; Magnoliopsida; Poales; Poaceae
Product: 50S ribosomal protein L21p, mitochondrial-like
Exons: 5
Coding region: 101-853 (250 amino acids)
Biological process (GO): translation
Cellular component (GO): ribosome
Molecular function (GO): RNA binding; structural constituent of ribosome
Source: RefSeq, marked validated